CUCGCCAGUAACCUCAAGACGUUGAGCGUGUUGUGUUCUGUGUAGACUCGGGCAGUGAGGAUGCCUUCCACCACGACAGACAAGCAGGGCCUGGAGGCCAAGGCCGCGGCGGCAGAGCGGCGACGCACCAACAAACCCAUCAUGGAGAAAAAGAGGCGCCAGAGGAUCAACGACUGCCUCAACCAGCUCAAGAACCUGGUGCUCGAGGGGCUUAAGAAAGACCCGUCACGCUACAGCAAGCUGGAGAAGGCGGACAUCCUGGAAAUGACGGUGCGGCACGUGCAGGCCCUCCACCGCCACGAUGCCGCAGCCGCCCCCCGUCAGGCCCCCAUCGACACCGCCGCCAAAUUCCGUGCGGGCUUCGGUCAGUGCGCAGCGGAGGUCAGCAAGUUUUUAGAGACUGACACGACGCUGAGCAGCAUGCAGCGGUCACGCAUCCUCAUGCACCUGACGGAGGUAAUGACGGGACUGAGGAACAAAUCCGGCCAUCAGGACGCCACGCCGCCCUACACACCAGAGCCCCCCCAGCGUGUCCCCCAGACACUCUCCUACGAGCCCAUGAUGGUGGGCGGAGUGUCCCUCGUCCCUGCUCGCCUCCUGAACGGCCAGAUGACCUUCGUUCUGCCCAACGAUAUCGCCACCGUGCCUGGCCACGCAGGGGAGUUGCACCGCGUGCCUCCCUCCCCGCCCCACAGCGCUGCCUCUCCGUCCCUCUCCAUCGCCUCCUCCUCGCCGCCUCCCUCCCCCUCCAGGAGCCCCUCACCGCAGCCCCUGGACCUGGCUCCUAUCCGCCACCCUGAGGAUGAUUGCUGCUGGCGCCCCUGGUGAAGUGAGUCACGCGCGUGAGCGCCACAACUCUACCUGAGAAGGAACGUCGUGCCACCCAGAGGCUGGACACCCUGUAAUGGUGCAUGGCAAGACUCCGCCUGCCGCCCCCCGCCCGCCGCCACGCACAGCCGCCCUGAGAAGCCAAGGGAACAGCCAGACGCUCGACCAGUUCUUUCCCAAGGAGCUAAGAGCCACGAGGCCACCUGAUCCCCCUGAGAAUGUCAAGUCCGUGGCCAGCCGGGCACCACCACCACCACCACCAUGACCCUCGCCGUCACCAUAGUACAAAAAUAACACGAGAGAUUCAUCCUAUGGCGGGAACUUCGCUUAGAAAAAGAGUAUAGAGUAUAUAAUUAUAAUGUUCAAAAUUAAUAAAAGAUAAUUAUAGAUUCUGUGAUACAUGUAGGCUUAGUAUACCGUCCAGUGAUUUAAGAUAGUACAAAUGUCUAAUAAAGUGAUAUAUUUCAA
Messenger RNA from Eriocheir sinensis (Chinese mitten crab), 1296 nucleotides. Its product is annotated as transcription factor HES-4-B-like. Gene Ontology annotation, biological process: anterior/posterior pattern specification; regulation of transcription by RNA polymerase II; regulation of neurogenesis. The record is from RefSeq and is a predicted model, not a curated record. The transcript has 2 exons. Gene Ontology annotation, molecular function: RNA polymerase II cis-regulatory region sequence-specific DNA binding; DNA-binding transcription factor activity, RNA polymerase II-specific; protein dimerization activity. The coding region runs from base 61 to 828 and encodes 255 amino acids. NCBI's taxonomy places the organism in Eukaryota, Metazoa, Arthropoda, Malacostraca, Decapoda, Varunidae. Gene Ontology annotation, cellular component: nucleus.